Molecule: messenger RNA, 2604 nt
Organism: Nematolebias whitei (Rio pearlfish)
Lineage: Eukaryota; Metazoa; Chordata; Actinopteri; Cyprinodontiformes; Rivulidae
Gene: kat2a
Product: K(lysine) acetyltransferase 2A
Exons: 18
Coding region: 57-2450 (797 amino acids)
Biological process (GO): chromatin remodeling; positive regulation of transcription by RNA polymerase II
Cellular component (GO): histone acetyltransferase complex; nucleus
Molecular function (GO): histone H3 acetyltransferase activity; protein binding
Source: RefSeq, a predicted model, not a curated record
AGCAUAUGAGGUAAACGGUAACGGAGGAAGUCGGCGGCAGCACCAGUAGCGUGGAUAUGUCGGACCCGGCGGCGCAGGCCUUGCAACCCCGGCUUCUCCAAGCCCAGUCCACCGGGUCAGCGGGGUCCGGUUCCGCCGCGACAGGCUCCGGGCCGGGGAGCAGCGACCCGGCUAGACCAGGACUCAGUCAGCAGCAACGUGCAAGCCAGAAGAAAGCCCAAGUCCGAGCUUUCCCACGGGCGAAGAAGCUCGAGAAACUUGGCGUAUUCUCCGCAUGCAAGGCCAGUGACACAUGCAAGUGCAAUGGAUGGAAAAACCCUAACCCACCGUCCGCUCCUCGUCUGGACCUGCAGCAGCAAGCCGCCAGCCUGAGCGAGCCCUGCCGCAGCUGUGGACAUGCUCUGGCUGAUCACGUGUCACAUCUGGAGAACGUGUCUGAGGAUGAGAUUAACAGGCUGUUGGGGAUGGUGGUAGAUGUGGAGAACCUCUUCAUGUCUGUGCACAAAGAGGAGGACACCGAUACAAAACAAGUUUACUUCUACCUUUUCAAGCUCUUGAGGAAAUGCAUCCUACAGAUGAGCCAGCCGGUUGUAGAGAGGUCCCUUGGAAGCCCACCUUUCGAAAAGCCCAACAUUGAGCAGGGCGUUUUGAAUUUUGUCCAGUAUAAGUUCAGCCACCUGCCGCCAAAGGAGAGGCAGACCAUGUUCGAACUGUCAAAGAUGUUUCUUUUAUGCUUAAAUUACUGGAAGCUGGAGACCCCAACACAGUACCGCCAGCGGACCCAGAAAGAUGACGCAGCGGCUUACAAAGUGGACUACACCAGGUGGUUGUGCUACUGCCACGUCCCACAAAGCAACGACAGCCUGCCGCGCUACGAAACCACUCACGUGUUUGGACGAAACCUUCUCAAAUCCAUCUUCACCGUCACUCGACGACAGCUCCUGGAGAAGUUCAGAGUGGAGAAGGACAAGCUGCUGCCGGAGAAACGCACACUUAUCCUCACACACUUUCCCAAAUUUUUGUCGAUGCUGGAGGAGGAAAUCUACGGUGAGAAUUCGCCUAUUUGGGAAGCGGACUUCACCAAGCCUGCCUCAGACGGCUCUCAGAUGGGACAUCAGACAGGGAUCAGUCCGGCUUCAGUGCCGGGCUCUUCUGCUUUGUCAAAAUGUCUGAGCAGCAGCUCAACUCUGGGCAGCGGGGACGCCGGCGGCGUAGAGCCCGUCACAGGGGAAAAACGCAAACUGCCCGAGGCGUUGACACUAGAAGAUGCCAAGCGGAUUCGUGUGAUGGGAGAUAUUCCCAUGGAGCUGGUGAACGAAGUCAUGAUGACCAUCACUGACCCUGCCGCCAUGCUCGGACCUGAGACAAAUUUGCUGACGCCUAACGCUGCCCGAGAUGAGACCGCCAGGCUGGAGGAGAGACGGGGCAUCAUAGAGUUCCACGUUAUCGGAAACUCCCUUUCCCAGAAGUCCAACAAGAAGAUCCUGAUGUGGCUGGUCGGCCUCCAGAAUGUCUUUUCUCAUCAGUUACCUCGAAUGCCCAAAGAGUACAUCACCCGACUGGUGUUCGACCCGAAGCACAAAACCCUCGCCCUCAUUAAAGAUGGCCGCGUCAUUGGAGGCAUCUGUUUUAGGAUGUUUCCCACUCAGGGCUUCACUGAGAUUGUCUUCUGUGCCGUCACAUCCAACGAGCAAGUGAAGGGUUACGGCACCCACCUCAUGAACCAUCUGAAGGAGUACCACAUUAAACACAACAUUCUGUAUUUCCUCACUUACGCCGACGAGUACGCCAUAGGCUACUUCAAGAAGCAGGGCUUUUCCAAAGACAUUAAAGUGCCCAAGAGUCGGUACCUGGGAUACAUCAAAGACUACGAAGGAGCGACCCUCAUGGAGUGUGAGCUGAACCCUAAAAUCCCUUACACUGAGCUUUCUCAUAUCAUUAAGAGACAGAAGGAGAUUAUUAAGAAGCUGAUUGAGAAAAAACAGAGUCAGAUCAGGAAGGUCUACCCCGGUCUGACCUGCUUCAAAGAAGGAGUGCGGCAGAUCCCAGUGGAGAGCAUCCCGGGAAUACGAGAGACGGGCUGGAAAUCCAGUAACAAGGACAAAGGGAAAGAAGUUAAGGACCCUGAUGUUCUGUACAAUAUGUUGAAGAACCUUCUGGCUCAAAUAAAGACUCAUCCUGAUGCCUGGCCUUUCAUGGAGCCCGUGAAGAAAUCUGAUGCCCCCGAUUAUUACGAGAUCAUCCGCUUUCCUAUCGACUUGAAGACCAUGACAGAAAGACUCAAGAACCGAUACUACGUAACCAAAAAGCUUUUUAUUGCAGACCUCCAGCGAAUCAUCAGCAACUGUCGCGAGUACAACCCUCCAGACAGCGAGUACUGCAAGAGUGCCAACACCUUGGAGAAGUUCUUCUACUUCAAACUGAAAGACGGCGGUCUGAUUGAGAAAUAAGCAUGAAAGCCGAUCACGAGAGGAAUAUUAAGCUGUCGCCGUAUUGAAGUCGAGUUGGUAAAGGGGCAUACGUUUGUCAGUUUUACAUGAAAAGUGGAGCUUUGUGGAAAUAAAACCAAAUCGGAGCCAGCUGAGCAUUUCAAAUGUCAAAAAA